CGCCCUCUCCCCCCCGGGCCCUGCCGCACCGGCCGCCUGCCCGGCUGCCGCAGACGCCGCGGGGCCCGGCCGAGGGGCGCGGGGCCCGCCCGUGCGGGGCGGGGGGCGGCGGGGCCGGCCCGGCCCGGCCCUUCGCGGCGGCGGCCCCGCUGGAGGGGGAGGGAGAACCGCGUUGCACCGCCGCGCCCUCCCCUUCCCGGCGGAGGCAGCGCCACGUCUCGGGCAGGAGCCGGGCUGGGCCGGGCGGCACCAGAGGAUGCAGGUUAUUGGUGAUCACAACUUUGGCUGUGAGCUGUUCUCAUGAUCUUCUGGAAUUAUUUUUUGCCUGCGGCACACCGUCAGCUGUAAAGCUCAAGAACUGUGCUCCUGUGUAACAUCUUGAUGCUGCUGUUGCUGAUGGAGAGAAACAGGACUUGGUAGUUCACUUGGUGGAAAAGUAUUCAGAAGAAGUACUUUCCAGGGAUCUGGAUUGUUUUUACCAUGGACUCCUCAUCCAUUCAGCAGGACAUUCACUUGGAGAACAGAAGCAGCAAUGGAGCCCCUACCAGCUCUGAAGAACUUCUGGAUUGUAAACCCGAGUCAGAUUUGCCAAUCACAACAGAUGAAAUUAACACUACCAGUAUAAACACCAACGAAGUGCCAAAUGAAGAGCAAAGUCUGGUGAUAAACAGCAAAGUGGACACCUGCCAGGAUGGGCCAGAUUUGCUCUUCCCCGACUCUCCCGUAUCUUUUGACCCCACCAGCAGUAUGCAGGGUCAAGAGUCGUCCCCAGGUGUGACUGGUUUCCAUGACAGCCUAAGGAAGUCUCAGGGAACUAGUGCUGAGGGCAUAGUUCUUAGAAAAGAAGCUUUGCAGUCUCUCAAACUAAGUCUUCCCAUGCAAGAAACUGAAUUGUGCUCAGCGGAGUCUUCACUCCCACUGGAGAAAGAAGAACAAAUAAGACUUCAAGCAAGAAGACGUCUGGAAGAACAGCUGAAACAAUACAGAGUGAAGAGACAUCAAGAAAGAUCUAAUCAGUCUACAUCCAAAACCCGGCCCUCCAGCACCCUGGAUCCUGAGCUGAUGUUAAAUCCAGAAAUCUUGCCAAGAGCUAGCACUGUAGCAAUGACAAAAGAAUACUCCUUUCUGCGGACCAGUGUCCCCAGGGGGCCAAAACUGGGUAGCUUGGGACUUCCAGCAUCUUCAAAAGAGAGAAGAAGUUCAAAAUCUAAGCCCAGUAAGAUCCGGUCCUUGGCCGACUACAGAACUGAAGAUUCGGGCUCUGGAAACACUCCAGGGAAUUUUGUGGCUACUGAUUUAUCUGGUGGGACUCUGAAGCAAAGCAGAAGUGGUCCAACAUCAGUUGUUUCUGAGAUUAGUCUGCCCUCUGACAUAGAUGAUCGAAUAGAGAAUUCCUCCUUGGCAGGAGAUAGCUUUUCAGAGAUUGAUGGAAGUGAAGUGGGAAUGAGGCUGGAUGGAAACGAGAGUGACAGCUCAACCUACAGCAGUGUGUCAGGAAGAGGGCUGUAUAACAGUUUACAGACUGCAGAAGGCAAACAGGGUAUUCCGUACACAAUAAACGGUCAGAAGAUACAUCCUGAUGCAAUGGGGCAGUUUCCUUCCAUCAGUGAUGUGCUACAGGCUGCAGCAGUGGAGCAUCAGGCCCAGGAGCAAGAAGUUAAUGGGGAAGUACGGAGCAGGAGAGACAGUAUUUCUAGCAGUGUUUCUAUGGAAAGCUCUGUCGCAGGGACCCAUGACGAAAUGUUGCAGGUUCUGAAGGAGAAGAUGAGACUUGAAGGGCAGCUAGAAGCACUCUCACUAGAAGCUAAUCAGGCUCUCAAAGAGAAGACUGAGCUACAAGCCCAACUUGCAGCUUUGAACAUGAAGCUUCAGGCACAGAUGGAGCACAGCCAGAACAGCCAGCAGAAGCAGGAAUCUCUAAGCUCAGAAGUGGCCACAUUAAAGCAGUCUUGCUGGGAUCUGGAACGAGCAAUGGCUGACCUGCAAAAUACCUUGGAAGCUAAGAAUGCUAGUUUGGCUUCUUCAAAUAAUGACUUGCAGUUAGCAGAGCAGCAGUACCAAAGACUCCUGCUGAAGGUUGAAGAUAUGCAAAAAAAUGUUCUCACCAGAGACAGCACAGUUCAUGACCUGCGGCAGCAGUUGGCUUCCUUACAGAGCCAGCUCCAGAAGGUGCAGCUGGAACGGGCCACACUCACCAAUAAGCUGAAGGCAUCUGAAACUGAAAUCACUUCGCUCCAGAACGUGCGGCACUGGUACCAGCAGCAGCUGGUGCUGGCACAGGAGGCCCGGGUCAGGCUGCAGAGUGAGAUGGCCAAUAUACAGGCUGGACAAAUGACCCAAGCAGGUAUGUUAGAACAUCUAAAACUAGAGAAUGUGGCGCUGUCUCAGCAGCUGACUGAAACCCAGCACAGAUCCAUUAAAGAAAAGGAACGUAUUGCAGCACAGCUGCAAAAUAUUGAGGCUGACAUGUUAGAUCAAGAAGCUGCCUUUGUGCAGAUCCAGGAGGCUAAAACCAUGGUGGAAGAAGACUUGCAGAGAAAGCUAGAGGAGUUUGAGGAUGAGAAAGAACAGCUUCAGAAAAUGGCUGAUUCUGCAGCAACAUUGGAGCAAGAAUUGGAACAGGUCAAGUUGACUUUGCAUCAGCGGGAUCUGCAGCUUGAAUCUUUACAGCAAGAGCAUCUAGACCUAAUGAAGCAAUUCACCCAGAUCCAAGAGACGCUGCACACCAAAGAGCAGUCCCUGGAUGACCUGCAAACACAGUAUGAUGAACUGAUGGCCAGAUUAGAAGAAUUCCAAAGUGAUGCUACUUCUAAAGAUGACACGAUCCAGUAUUUGCAGAAUGAGAAGAUUGUCUUGGAAGUGGCUCUGCAGACAGCAAAAGCAAGCAAAGAGCAACUUGAUGAAGGAGCAGUGCGCCUUGGACAAGAUACAGAAGUAGCAUCAGAAGUCUUGGAACAACUGAGGCAAGAAAUGGCAAUCAAGUCAAGCCAGGUAGAAAAUUUGCAACAAGAAAAUGCCAGCCUUAAAAAACAGGUUCAGAAAGUGAAGGAACAGUUUCUGCAGCAGAAGGUAAUGGUGGAAGCUUAUCGAAGAGAUGCAAGUUCUAAGGACCAGCUGAUAAGUGAACUGAAAGCUACAAAGAAACGACUCGACUCAGAAGUGAAAGAGUUAAAACGAGAGCUACUGAAAAUUCAAGUUGAAAAACAGUCACUUGAAUCUGAACAUUCAAAACUACAGAAAGAAGUAUCUCAGGUUCACCAGCAGAUGGUGGAAAUAGAAAAUCAUCUUCAGGCAGUGCAGAAAGAACGAGAUGAUAUGGAAACACGCCUGCAGGCUUUGCAGUUCGAUAAGGAACAAAUGGCAUCCCUUGCUGAGGCAAAUCAGGAAUUAAAACAACAAGUAGAACAAAUGCAAGAAGAAGCAAAAAAGGCCAUUACUGAGCAGAAACAGAAAAUGAAGCUUCUGGGGUCAGAUCUGACAAGUGCUCAAAAAGAGAUGAAGGCAAAACAUAAAGCCUAUGAGAAUGCAGUUGGCAUUCUUAGUCGUCGGCUGCAGGAAUCCCUCACUGCAAAGGAAUCUGCUGAAGCAGAGCUGAGCAAACUAAAAGCACAAAUGGCUGAUGCUGGAAACAACCAGAUUGCUCAAGGAAGGAUUCAAGCUCUGGAGACAGAACUGCAAGCUGUUAAGAGCAGUAAGUUGAUGCUGGAAAAAGAGCUGCAAGAAGUGAUUUCACUUACCAGCCAGGAGCUUGAAGAAUACAGAGAGAAAGUGCUGGAACUUGAGGAUGAGCUUCAGGAAUCCAGAGGCUUCAGGAGGAAGAUAAAACGUUUAGAAGAAAUUAAUAAGAAAUUGGCCCUUGAACUGGAGCAUGAACGUGGAAAACUUACAGGUCUCAGUCAGUCCAACGCUGCUUUGCGGGAGCACAACAAUAUCCUUGAAACAGCAUUAGCAAAAAGAGAGGCAGACUUGGUACAACUGAAUCUGCAGGUUCAGGCAGUGCUAAAGCGGAAAGAGGAAGAGGAUCAGCAAAUGCAACAACUUAUUCAAGCUUUACAGGCUUCCUUAGAGAAGGAAAAGUCAAAAGUUAAAGACCUUAAGAAGCAGGAAGCAGCAGCCAAAGCGGAUGCAGCACACAACCGGCGUCAUUACAGGGCUGCGGUGCUUGAGCUUAGUGAAAUCAAGAAAGAGCUACAUGCCAAAGAACUGCUGGUCCAGGCCUUGCAGGCUGAAGUGGACAAACUGCAGGUAGAGGAUCAGAAGCAUUCCCAAGAGGUAUCACAGUUUCAGCAAGAGUUGGCCGAAACCAGGUCUCAGCUCCAACUUCUGCAGAAGAACCUGGAUGACAAACUUAAUGAAGAGCCUGUAGUAAACCAAGAGGUGGAAGACCUCAAGUGGGAAGUAGAACAAAAAGAAAGAGAAAUUGAAACACUUCAGCAGCAGCUGGAUAUGAGUGAACAGCGGAGCCGCAAGGAGUUAGAAGGGGUUCAAGUUGUCUUGCAGAAUAUCAAGACAGAGCUGGAAAUGGUGAGGGAAGACCUGUCAGUGACUCGUAAGGAUAAGUUUAUGCUGCAGGUUAAAGUGACUGAACUGAAGAACAGCAUGAAGUCACUGCUGCAGCAGAACCAGCAACUGAAGCUGGACCUGAAGCAUGGGAAGAUGAAGAAGAAGAAGGAACUGAAAGGAGAGAAUAACUCUUCAAAUCCUGUGACUCCAGUCAAGAUUCCUGAUUGUCCAGUGCCUGCUGCCUUGUUGGAAGAACUGUUGAAACCAUCAACAGCUGUGAGCAAGGAGCCUUUAAAAAAUCUGAACAGCUGUCUCCAGCAAUUGAAGCAAGAGAUGGACAGCCUCCAGCGUCAGAUGGAGGAACACACCAUCACAGUACAUGAAUCAAUGUCUUCAUGGACUCAGAUUGAGGGGCAGCUAAUGGACCUUACCUCAGCUAGUUCUGCAACUGCAGCAGACCAGCUGGAGAUUCCUCCUGUAGAUGAAAAGAAACAGAAUUGUAGUGUGAGUGACGAGGAAGCUCUGACACUAUAACCUUGUUAUCAGUUGUCUUUCUUCCUAUUGCUUUAAGUAUCUAAACAAAUCUUUAUCAAAGUUAUUUAUUUAUUUCAUGUUCAAAAAUGGUGUUCAGAUUUGUGCUUUUGCCUGUAGAAGCAAAGGGCAUGGUUUUGAGAAGCUGAUGUAGUAUUAAAUGCAGAACAUGCUAUUCCAAGGACUGAUUUGAAACUUUGCCAUAAUGAUUCUGUCAUGCUGGGGACUGCCACGUGGUAAAUCUAGCUUAUUUGGUGGUUUAGGAAGAGAUUCAGAUGAAGACUUAAAAUUAGGUCAAGGGAAGCAUCUGGUUCAAACUGGUUGAGUUUUUUUAUGGACUGUUACUUAUGUAACAUCUUUUUGGUGUUCUGUUUUGUUGUUUAAUUUGGUGAGAGUGGGUGUGUGUUAUUUUCCCCCGUCUUGGGUUGUAUCCAAAUCACAGGGAAAGGUAAGUUCUGCUCAUGGUCAGCCAUUAGCAGUGCUUGAGAACUGAAUAUGCUGAGCAUCCUCUCUUUUCCCGCCUAUAAAUCUUAGUCUUGAAAUUCAGAUUACAGAUAUCUGUAUGUAAAGAAAAAAAUAAUAAUAUUAAGCCAUUUCUAGUUACGGAGAACGAUCUAUAGAAAAAGAACCAAGACUAUAACAAAAAGCAAUGCAGACCAGUAUGUACCUUGGGCAGAUUUGCCUGGAAUGUUUGCAGAAGUGUCAGUUUUUCUCUCACAGUUGCAGGCCAGUAGGGAGCUUUGCUUCACUGCACAAACACUUCUUGCACCUUUUUAGUUCAACUUUUGAAGUAGACACCCUUGAAAAAGGUAUGCGUGUAAUAUAUAUAUAUAUAAGAAAAAAUAAUAAUUUUCUGACUUUAAAUAUCUGUUUUAAUAUGCUUAUAAUAUUGUAAGUUAAGUCUGACAUGAGGGGGUUUUGCUACUGUCAUUGUUCUAAUGUUACAUUUAAGUUCACUGUCUCUUGGCAUACUGUACAAAUGGCUUGGGGAAAUUAGCCCCUAAAGCCAGAGCUUCUAGAAAUGUAAUUAUUUUUACUUUAAAAGGCAAAAUUAUAUGUCUAUAAAAUUAUUUUUAUUAGCUUUAUCUUUUUCCACUCUAUUCCCAUACUUCUUGCACCCUCUGUUACAAGAUGUCCACCAUGAAGGACAGGUUGGUACUGUGGCAACCCCUCUGAAGAGCACCUUGAGUGGACUGUUAUUCGCACAUCCCACUUCAGAUUCCUUCACCUUUGGCUCCAUUGCUCCAUGCGUAUUGUAAGGCAGCAUCCAGCCAGCCCUCCUCUCACAAGUUCAGGGUUGGAGGUGCUGUCUCACCUGAUGUGUGAAGAGCUCAAGCGCAAAUCAAAAGAUACAUGACAGAUUUGGUGGAAGAUUUAGUGGCAGCUCGUGUACUGGAGUGUUUCUGUCUUUAAAACAUACAGAAAACAGUUCAAUUAUAUCCACUACAGUUUGGCAUAAAAAAAAUAAUCUAGUAAGUACAAGUAAAUUAAGUGCUUGGGGAAAAAAAAAAAGCCAACACAAAAAAUCUGGUUAAUUUAUUUUCCUGUAGAGACUUGCUACUUUUGGAUGAGUUUGAUUGUUUGAGGGUGGGAGUGUGUAAAUGUCAGCAGUUUGCUUAGCAGUAAGGCUAACAAUGAUCAAACAAGCAAAAUCCCGAAACCCACCCAUUUUCAUUUAAAGUCUGAUUUCUCAUAUUUACCAGUUCCAGCUCUAAUCCAGUGGAACACUGUGCACGUCAAGUGUCUGUAUCGACUGAUUUCAUCUCACUCAGCUACUGGAUUUUAACAUAACAUUUUAUUGGGAUCAAAGUCAAGUGAUGCUACAAGUCAAGGUUUUGAAAUUGGUGAGGGCAUCAGGUGCCCAUCCUGCAGAAUUACCAAACCUGUCAAAGAAAAGUCAAAAGCUUUAGACUAGCUCAGACACGUUGAUGUCUGCACAUGCUGCUGCAGUCUGGCAGGGUGAAUGGUACUGAUUAUCUUGCUGUUGUCAUGUUUUUGAAGUUGCCUGUAUAUUAAGCUUGAAGAAGAAAAAAUGUGCAGUGUUGUUAAAGAAAAAAAAUUAGAACUACAUAAUGAAUAAUAUAUUUAGUACAGAAAAGCUAUCAAAUGUUCAGGAGUUUAAAUAAACAACACUUUUGCAGCAUUAAUAGUGCUGUUCAUUUUGGUAAAUAUGUUGCCUACAAAUAAGAAUCCAUUAUGUUUUAAUCUCUUAAUUUUGGCAAUAGUUGUGUGGAUAAAGGUUUUUUUCUGGUACCAAAGAAGCCAGAAUUGUUAGAAACCUUCAGUUGUCCAGAAUGUCUGCUCUCCUUUUCCUAUCAAUCAUCUUACUGCAUCCAGUUCUCAGUACAGGGCUGCAUUUUUUCACUAGCUCCUUAUGAAGACAUCUGAGCUCACACAAUCCAGUAGCCUUAGGUGGCUGUUUUUCCUUUGAUGCAUGAGGGAGCUGUUGUGAAAUGCUCAGAUUAGAUUUCUGCAUGGACCCCCCUAUCUCUCUGAGCAUACCUGGACACUUGGCAUUUUCACUUUAUAUUCAUCAUGUUUUUUUCUCUAUAAACAGAAGAAUCAUGCCAUUUACACUUAAAUAAUGUACAGAGUGUGAGACUUGAGGGCCUGAAUCUGAUGAGGUACUAACUUACGGAAGUCACUGGGAAGCUUUCUAGAAAGAGCAUACAGCAUGUGGUAACAACAAGGCCUUUUGUUUGCAGCUCAUCAGCUAUGUUUCUUCAUUAUUCACAGAAAUAGUUGCUGGUUUAUUAAAAAGUCUCCCCGUGAGGCUGAACAUGCUCAUACAAAGCUUCAGGUCUCCUCUGUGUAGGCAAUAAGACCAACUAGUUGUAGGAAUGAAAACUGCCUCCCCUCUGCCUGUCACAGCACUGCCAAAAUACAUCAAAGGAAAAUCAGUGCCUCAUUAACACAGGUGUGUGUUUAGAAACUGAAGAAUAAUCUCUUGGAGAGUAUUUUUCGUCCAAUUGCUGCAACAGUGUAUUUUUGGUGUCUGUUUCUUCAGUGGUUGCUACCUAUUAAUCCAAGUCUUGUUGAUGAAGGAGAAAUGUCAUUCAUGUGAGAACGUUUCCCAAGUGAUGAAAGCUGGAAAAUGCUGCAGCAUUAGUGCUGCAGGUGCUGCUGGGGUUUUGGGGACUCAUGGAAAAAUUGUGCAUUUGAAAAAACAACAAAAAGAAACCAGCAGACCCUACAGUGGGAAAAAACAAAGGUGGUUACUGAGUGUCUGGUAUUGCUGAACAGUGUGUAAUGCUCCAUUCUCUUGUCUUCCAGAUUUCUUGGAAAUACUUGUGCACUGUUUUGGGAUCAGCUGAGCUCCCCAUCUGCUCAUGCAAUGGGAGGUUCUGAUCUCAUACUGUUUAUCCAGGCAAUAUCCUAGCUGCAAUCUAUGAAAAUUUCAGAUAUGCAAAGAGCAGAGUAAUAUCCACAGGUAAAGUCCUAGUGCUUGUAUUUUCAUAGGUUACUUAUUCCUUUUUAGGGGAGUGAACUGCAGUAGCAGGAUGUUUUAGUGCUAGUUACAACAGCAUUGAAGGGGCACUGCAGACAGACAGUUUUAUCCAUAUAAAUGUAACUUAAAGAUGGUAACCAGUUCACUCCUGGUGAAAGUAAAAGCAAAGCUUGUGAUACAUGUUUUAUGGAAGUGCAGAUAGUUGCAUGUGACUUGCUCUGACCAGAACCUUCAAAUAUUUUCAUGUGAAAGCAGUUAGAGUCUAAAGUAAUUACUAAUGCUCAUCAGCUGUCAUCUGAUCAUCCCUGCCCUCUGCUCAUGUGUAGUCUGGGGCAGUAGGGCAGCCUAGUUUCCAACACAGAUGCACAGAUUUCUAGGGGAGGGAAAGAUGUUCUGGAUAUUGUCAAGGAAAUACCGUUCCUUUUUAUACAUGACAUUCAGUAAUGUCUGCUUAGGCUGUAUUUGUAAAGAUAGAAGUUCAUCAUUUCAUGUUCUCGAGUGGAUGACCCAGGGGAUGGAGGAGUUAUGCUAUGUACAAUUAAUGUUUAUGAUCAUACAAAGCAUGUUGAUUAUAAAAACAAUGUGCAUAGGAAUUCCUUUAAAAAGUUUUGUGCAAUAAACUAUUUUUGGUAAAGGGCUCCAUGUUGGUUUUACUUUAAUAAAAGAGAAAUUGGUAUCGCCUUC
This is a messenger RNA of Apus apus (common swift), 9166 nucleotides long. It is a transcript of the gene GOLGA3, whose product is annotated as golgin A3. NCBI's taxonomy places the organism in Eukaryota, Metazoa, Chordata, Aves, Apodiformes, Apodidae. The transcript has 24 exons. The record is from RefSeq and is a predicted model, not a curated record. Bases 481 to 5037 code for a protein of 1518 amino acids.